UCGCAUUUCAUACAAUUUUAUUUUAAUUAUUUUUGUUAUUACUUUUUAACUGUGGGAGGAGCAAUAACUAAUCCUGGAGGAAAGGUUAGAACCAUUGGCUAAGAAGCAGCAAACUUGACAACUCGUCAACGCGGGAAGAGGCGGAUUUAAAACACAAGCGCGCAAGUUAAAGUUCUUACCGGUAGAACUGUUGUUGGAGGAAGUUAAUGACUAGUAUUUUUGUAUAUAAAUACUAAUUUUCACUUACAAAAAUAAAAUGGUUAGGACUAAAGCUGACUGUGCUUCUGGAUCCUACAGAAAAGCUGUUGCUGCUAAAGCGCCCAGGAAGACUUUUGGUUCAGCCAGUACCUCUAAUUCCUUGACAUCUCCUUCUGGCAAAAAAUCUGAAAAUAAGUAUGCAGGGGGGAAUCCUGUUUGUGUAAGACCUAUACCAAAAUGGCAAAAGGGAAUUGGAGAGUUUUUUGGCUCGCCUAGCAAAACUGAAAAAGAGAACAGAAAUCCUUCUGAUGAUGAAGAGGCAGGAGGCAGUGGACUCGGAAAGGCGCCAAGAAAAGCACGCCCUCUGCCAGAGGAGGAGGAAGAGGAUGCAGGGCCAGAGGAGGAAGAGGAUGCAGCAUCGGAAGAAAACUAAUUUACCAGAACUGGAUCACCUUGUAAAGCCAUCGUUCAUACUUGAAACUGCUGUCCUGUCUAUAUGAAAGGUGUAUAUUUUGUAUAUAGCUUGUGCAUUUAUUGAAUAUCUAGUACUAGUACAAAUUGUACAGAACUGAACAUUAAAUAAAACUUAAUUAUGGUUUUUAAA
Protopterus annectens (West African lungfish) is the source of this 802-nucleotide messenger RNA. RefSeq names its product PCNA clamp associated factor (gene PCLAF). The transcript has 4 exons. The coding region runs from base 257 to 631 and encodes 124 amino acids. Lineage: Eukaryota; Metazoa; Chordata; Ceratodontiformes; Protopteridae. Gene Ontology annotation, molecular function: chromatin binding. The record is from RefSeq and is a predicted model, not a curated record. Gene Ontology annotation, biological process: translesion synthesis; regulation of cell cycle. Gene Ontology annotation, cellular component: nucleus.